Amborella trichopoda is the source of this 489-nucleotide messenger RNA. RefSeq lists its product as uncharacterized. NCBI's taxonomy places the organism in Eukaryota, Viridiplantae, Streptophyta, Magnoliopsida, Amborellales, Amborellaceae. The record is from RefSeq and is a predicted model, not a curated record.
AUGCCGACCUCGGCUACCCUUGCUCCGGACCAGGCAGAGAGCGGUCUGAUUGAGAAAUUUAGGAGGAUGUCACCCUCAGCAUACUCGGGGCAUGGGGGAGUAGAGAAAGCCGAAAGAUGGAAGAGACAAGUGGAGAAAAUUCUGGAUGUGUUGAACUGCUUGGGUGAGCAGAAGGUCAGAUUGGGACCCUUCAUGCUGAACGGGGAGGCUAAACACUGGUGGAAUUCGGUAAAGCAGUGUUGGAGGGAGACAUGGACUGAGGCCACUUGGGAGAACUUCCUAGUUGCAUUUGAUGAGAAAUGCUUCCCUAUUUCUGUCAGGGAGAGGAAGGAAGUAGAGUUUAUCAAGCUUCAACAAGGGAGGAUAACAGUAGAGCAAUAUGCGGCUAAAUUCGUGGAGCUCUCUAGGUACGUGCCCCACAUUAUCAAUACAGAGACGUGUAAGGCAAGGAAGUUUGAGAGGGGCCUCCGGAUAUCAGAGGGAGAGUAA